CGCUCGUGGAAAAUUCAAAAGGCCUCUGUCGCUUAUCGCGCUGCGUGCGCUGCAAUUCCUUUUCUAUCUACGUGCCUGUGAUUCUGCACACACAUACGUGCAUGUGUGUGUGUGCGUAGGCUUGUGUAUUUCCGAGUGUGAAUAUUGCAGACGCUGCAAGCCUGCAUUGGAACCAGGAAAAACCAAUUACUUACGCCAAACGGAAGCAAAAUUCCGACCAAUAUCCGACCAGUUGCUGUGGCCCUUGGGGCCUCUAAUUUGGGUUAAGGUGGAAAUGAACAUUUUUCACUAGCCUCCAGUUUUUUGUUUUUGUUAAAAUUUAUGUGACAGACCUAUGUAUAUGUGUAUAUAGUGUAAUUGUUCGCCUAUUCUGCACCUAUCGAUAAAUCCAAUUUCUAAGAUGUUGAACAAAAAUUCAGCUUCUUCGCAAUCGUUGCCGCGCGUGCACAGUUUCUUCAACAUGAUACCCUCGAUUAUGCAGGACGAUUUGGCCCUGACCAUUAUGGCCGAUCGCGACAACAUGUUCUCGAUCAAAUCACAGCGCAGCCACGGCGAGGAUCUUAUUGUGACCCCAUUUGCCCAAAUUUUAGCCAGCCUACGUUCAGUGCGCAACAACUUAUUAAGUCUGACAAAUGUUCCAGCAUCCAACAAAUCCAGGCGGCCAGCUCAAUCGUCAUCCGUCGGACGCGCCGGCAACGUGAGCGGCGUCCUUUUGGCCCAGGGCGAUGAGGCUUACACACGCCUUGCCACCGAUACCAUUGAAGAGUUAGACUGGUGUUUGGAUCAGCUGGAGACCAUACAAACGCACCGCAGUGUCUCCGAUAUGGCAUCAUCAAAAUUCAAACGCAUGCUUAACAAAGAACUUUCACACUUCAGCGAAUCGAGCAGAUCGGGAAAUCAAAUUUCCGAAUAUAUAUGCUCAACAUUUUUAGACAAACAACAGGAGUUCGACUUACCCUCGCUGCGCGUGGAUGAGAAUCCAGAACAUACCGUAAAUACACCGAGCGUCCAAUAUCCACGCUGCCGCUCUCCACGCGGACCGCCCAUGUCACAGAUUAGUGGCGUGAAAAGGCCAUUAUCGCACACCAAUAGCUUCACCGGCGAACGGCUGCCCACCUUUGGGGUCGAGACGCCCCGCGAGAACGAGCUGGGCACCUUGCUCGGCGAACUGGACACUUGGGGCAUUGAGAUAUUCAAGAUUGGCGAUCUCAGCUGCAAUCGUCCACUUACCUGUGUGGCAUACACCAUAUUUCAGAGUAGAGAAUUGCUGACCAGUCUUAUGAUACCACCGAAAACUUUUCUAAACUUUAUGACUACUCUGGAGGACCACUACGUCAAAGACAAUCCGUUUCACAAUUCGCUGCAUGCAGCUGACGUGACACAGAGCACCAAUGUCCUGCUCAAUACACCGGCACUGGAGGGUGUUUUCACGCCGCUGGAGGUGGGCGGUGCACUGUUCGCCGCUUGUAUACACGAUGUUGAUCAUCCUGGCUUAACCAAUCAGUUCUUGGUUAAUUCAAGUUCCGAACUAGCAUUAAUGUACAAUGACGAAUCUGUUUUGGAAAAUCAUCAUUUAGCUGUUGCCUUUAAAUUAUUGCAAAAUCAAGGAUGUGAUAUAUUCUGUAAUAUGCAAAAGAAACAACGCCAAACACUGAGAAAAAUGGUUAUUGAUAUUGUGCUCUCGACGGAUAUGUCCAAGCACAUGAGUCUGCUGGCCGAUCUGAAGACAAUGGUGGAAACCAAGAAGGUCGCGGGAUCUGGCGUUCUACUGCUUGACAACUACACCGACCGCAUACAGGUGCUUGAGAAUUUGGUGCAUUGCGCUGAUCUCAGCAAUCCCACCAAACCGCUGCCACUCUACAAACGCUGGGUGGCGCUGCUCAUGGAGGAGUUCUUCCUGCAGGGCGACAAGGAGCGCGAGUCGGGCAUGGAUAUCAGUCCCAUGUGCGAUCGCCAUAAUGCGACAAUUGAGAAAUCCCAGGUGGGUUUCAUAGACUAUAUCGUGCAUCCCCUGUGGGAGACCUGGGCCGACUUGGUGCAUCCGGAUGCCCAGGAUAUACUUGAUACACUUGAAGAGAAUAGAGACUACUAUCAGAGCAUGAUACCGCCAUCGCCGCCACCAUCGGCGGCCGAUGAUUUGCCAGCAGAUGAAAAAAUACGCUUUCAGGUCACAUUGGAAGAGUCCGAUCAAGAGAAUUUAGCCGAACUGGAGGAGUGCGACGAGAGCGAUAGUAGAUGCGAGCCCAGUUCCACAGGCACUACGGCCACCACCGGCAACAGUGGGGGAGGUGGCGGUGGUGGGGGCGGCGUCAAGCCGUCAGGGAGUCAAAAUCAGACGCCACACGCUGGAAUGUGACGGAGAGUCGUGGGAAUUUAUCGCAAAUUGACGGAAAAGGCGCAUAACUUUUUCCUAAUACGUUAGUGACUACAAUUUAAAAAGAAACAAAACAAAAGAAAACAAAAAAGAAAAAACAAAAACAGAAAUGUUAAAUCGUAAAACCAAACAGCAAUAGAAAAGUACCGUUUAACUUAUAAUGAACAGUGAAAAAGCAAAAAAAAAAGAAAAAAAUUAUAAAUUUACUUAAAAGGAUGUGUUGAAUACAGUGGAAACAAAAACAAAAAAACAAAAAAUAACAAAAAACAUGUAACAAGAAAAACAAACAAAGUUGAGCUAGGCAACAGCAUUAAAUCAUUAACAUACAAAAAGCUUUAUUUUAAAAAGCUAGAAGCAUGUAGACAGAAACAAAAACAAAAACAAGAACACAAAACACAAAACAAAUACCAAAAACCAAAAACCGAAACCGAACCGAAAUUAGAAUCCAAGACAAGACAAAAAGCACAGCUUACUCUACUGAGUCAACAAGAAGAAGAAGAAGAAGAACAGACACUUUUGUUGGAUGUGCAAGGAGUUGUACAUUUUGUUAGUUUUAAUCAUUUAAGCAAUGCUUAGCUUUUAAAUUGAUUUUAGAUUCUUUGUUUAAUUUUAAAUAUCGAAAAAUAUUACUAUCUGUUUGAUUUCGAUUUCGAUUGCUCGCUGUUUUACAUCAAUUGACAAACAAAGACCAGCCAGGAAAGGAAUUUUCUAAGCAACAACAACAACAACAACAACGGCAACAACAAAUCAAACAAUUAGAAACAACUUGUAAUUUUAAUUUGCUUGAAAAGCGCAAACCUUUACUUUCAAUUUCUUAGACAGACAUUUAUCAAAUAAGUAUGUAUGUUUGCAUGCUAAAAUGUACACAUCAAUAACUUUUAACUAAUGAUGAUCAUGAUGAUGAUGAGGAUGAUGAUGAUGAUAAUAAUUGUAAUAACAUGAUAACGAUAAUUAUUGUUGUUACUUUUGAACAUUUAUUUAUUUCGACAAAUGACAAAAAUAGAAUACGAGCUAAGUAAUUACAAAGUACAGCAAUUUAGGGUUAAGCAUUGAUACAUCUCGAUAAAGCAUCCAAUGAAUUGCGAAAAAUUUGAAAUCACCGUUAGGAGUACGAGCAUUGAAAACGGCCAAAAGCGCGCCCAAAUCACGAAACCGAAACCGAAACCAAAACCAAAACCGAAACAAAUGAAAAGCAACAUGAAAAUGAGAAUGUUUUCGUUUCUGUUUCCGAUGUAUCAUUGUUUUUUUUUUUUUUUUCUGUAUGACUGCAAUGCCUAAGCAAACACACACAAGAUAUGGUCAACAUCACGAAAAAUCAAGUCAGAAUAAACUAAAUGUUAAUUGAUGAUUUGCUUUGAAUUUAUUCGAAAUUGUUUAACAUUUUGUUGCGAAUGCAAAGCUGGAAAAAUGCAAAAAAACAUAAACAAAAAUGAAUGUACAGCCCGUAACGUUGUCAAUAGACUGUAGUUGUAUAGUAAAAUUAUAUUAUAUAUAAUAACACAUACAUACAUAUACACACAUAUAUUAUUUGUACAUAAUUUAAAUGUUGGACUCGAAUUUAAAAGGGAAUAGCAGAAGGUAAAACAAAAGCAACGUGAACCCAUAACAAAAGCAAAACAAUUACUUUUAUUUGACUGAAAUCAUGGUUAUGGUCAUUUCAGCUAAAAUCGUUUCACCUUGUUUUCUUUUAUCGUUUUGCAACACCUCCAAUACACAUACACACACACACACACACUGUUUUUAUAUUUGUUAGAAGAAGUCUCUGUGGAUAUCUUCGCGCUUAUAACUUCCAAAAAUAGAAAGCUCCUUUGAGCCAUUACAAGUGAAACGCUGUCUUCGCAUAUUCGUAUAUAUAUAUACACAAUCGUGCACACAUACAUACACACAUACAAGUAUACCUACCUAUAUAUGUAUCUACAAGCGAGCUAUCUACUCUACCUAACUGAGGCAUACGCAUUAAACGGCCCACCAAAGCGCGCGCGCACACACACACACACACACACACACACACACACACACGUACACAAACAAAAAAUGAAUAAAUAAAUACAAGUGAAUUAAUCAAUGAAUCAAUUGUAGGUCGAUUCCAAAAUUCAAUUCAACUUCGAUGCAAUUUUUUGAGCUCCAAUAGCUCCACUAAUAGCUUGCACUCACGAGCUUCCCCCAAUUCGAGUUCUAAUCAACAACAGUGCAGUAUAUGAUCCUGCUAGAUACCGAGGACAUUCGGGCUUCUCACAGAGGCUCUUCAACUAUCAAAAAUUUGUGAAGGCUUCAGGAAGCCUAAUCAACACACACGACCACCAUUUCACGAGAAACCACGAGUAUGCCAAGUACGAGUAGCUUGUGUACAAUUGUUGUGUAUUCGUGUACAUACAUACAUAUGUAUAGUAUGUGUGUAAGUAUGUGUGCAAUCAACACUAAAUAGUAGUUGAGGAAAAGCAUGUGAAAUAAGUUUAAAUGUUGUUUUUUCGGAUUAAACUUAACAGAAGUAAGACUCCAAUUUACUGCUUUAUAAACAAAACAAAAAACAAAAAAAAAAGCAAAACAUUUAUUAAACAAAAAAGGAUGGAAAGGCAAGCAAAUUACAAGCACAAGCAAUUUUUAUUAAUGGCGCAAAUAAUAAUAGUAAUAUACAAAUAAUGAUAAAUAAAUUACAAGAAAAACCAAAAACCUUUGGCCAUAUAACAUACUAUACUUGUAUACAUAUAUGCCACUUUUAGGCGGCGUACUUGUGGCUGACCAAUUAUAAAGUGCAUAAUUUAUUACCUUUAUUGUUAUUAAUUAUUUAUUAAUAUUGUUUUUGUUUAUAUUUAACACACACACACACACAAACUCACAAAAGAUAUGUAAAACAGAAAUUUUUUGUGUUUCCGAGCGGGCAGGAUCCGCGAAAACUUGUUUUUUUUUUAGAUAUAUAUACAUAUAUCUACUUAUAUAUAUACUAUAUAUACAUACUAUAUACAUACAUACAUGAUGACAUGAACCUUGAUGGUCUAAAAAUAUCAUUAAAAUUAUUAUGCACUACUAAAGCAACUGUGAAUAUGCAUAUACUCGUACUCGUAUUAAUACUACUGUAAUGUGUAUACAUACUCGUAUGUGUGUGUUUACAGAUGCGAAAUGGAAAAUUCAUAAAUUAUUGUUAGAGACAUACGAGUAUAAAAAUGAAUGAGAAAAUGUUAUAAACGCCCUCAGCAAAAGAAGAAAAAAAGCGAAAAACCAAAUGAAAAACUUGCAUUCAAAUUUCUAGUUAUGCAUGUGGCGAUGGGACGUGUUCCCAUACACGUAUUGUUGCAUCAAUAAAAAUAAAAUCAACUACAACCAACAUACUUUAUAGUUAUUUAAGCAGCAAAGCGAAAAAGAAAAUAUUAUUAAAAUAAAGCCACCGCAUUGUAAAUGUGCGCUUCAGAUUUACUUUUAAAUUUCAAUAAAAAUAAAAGGAA
Molecule: messenger RNA, 5814 nt
Organism: Scaptodrosophila lebanonensis
Lineage: Eukaryota; Metazoa; Arthropoda; Insecta; Diptera; Drosophilidae
Gene: dnc
Product: cAMP-specific 3',5'-cyclic phosphodiesterase
Exons: 10
Coding region: 401-2356 (651 amino acids)
Biological process (GO): signal transduction
Cellular component (GO): nucleus; perinuclear region of cytoplasm; cytosol
Molecular function (GO): 3',5'-cyclic-AMP phosphodiesterase activity
Source: RefSeq, a predicted model, not a curated record